AGUACGGAAAUAUAGGGAAUAACUUGUGCUCCAUCAUCAUCAUUAAACAUUAUCUACGUCAUGCAGAUACAUAAUUAGUCUGAAAUAGCUGACGUUGUCCUGGUUUUUCAAAUGAUUUUGAUAUUUUAAAUGCCAGGAAAACCUGCCGAGUAAAAUAUCAAAAUCGCUAAAAAAAAAAAAGCCAGAAAACGUCAGAUAUUUCAGACUAUUACCUGAUUUGACCUUCUAUGAUGAUUGACACAUUUGUACAACACGUUUCAAUGUACACUAUCAUGAUAUUAAGUAUUAAGACAAUAAACAUCUCCAUGAUAUAUCAUGGAAAAAGUAUGAUGAUGACUUCUUACUAAUAUGCAUCCUUUUAAAUAAGCAUGUAAUUUUGUUUUCUAAUUAAAGGUUAAUUAAUAUUUUCAAUUGAUUUACAUAACAUAGUCUAGACUAAUGGUCUUUUUUUACCACACUAAUCUUAAAUAUCUAAUGUCAUUGAUAAGAAUUGUUUUUAAACUUUAAAUAAUUGGGAGUUUAAAUUUAAAGUGUUCAUUUCAAUCAUUUAAAAAAAGUUAAGAGUGACAGCAAACAAAAACAAAGAAAAAUUACUGGAGCAUAAAUCAUUAUUUUAAAAACUGUCAAACCACAGAGACGCAAGAGCUUACACAAGAUAAGAUUACAUGGGGAUUUAUCUGAACAUCUAGAGGUAAUUAUAUUUUGAUUUAUUACUGUUGUUUAGACCAUUUAUAAAUAAAAUACUGACAUCAAUGGAUUUGUACAAUUUCUGACUUUCCAAACAUUGCAAUAUAGAGUCAAAAGCUACACAUUUGGUUGGGUGAUAAAUUAUCAGUAAGUUAAAGCUUUAAAUUGAAUUUCUAUGUAAAAACAAACGUGAAAACAGUGAAAAGCAAUUUAAGCAAAUGAACCAUCCAGGUGUUAUAAAUUUGAGUAUUAUCUGAUCUACAACAGACUGUGAUCCUGGUAUUCUGGACAAAGAUUUCGGAGAACAUGGACCAAUAUAAAGACAGCAGACCUCAGAUACAGAAUGACAGUGUUUUACCAAGCAUAAAAACUAAGGGAGUGCCCAUACAAAUACAGCCCCAAGAACUGAGUGGAUUCACCAGGGACCCUGAGGAGGAGGACAACCAGAGUGAUUUCUCCUCCUCCUCCUCCUCCUCCCUCUCUAGUGAUUCAUCUGAUAACGAACUCAUCUAUCCAGUUCUGAACUCUAAGGGUCCCAAAGCCCAGACCAUAGCUGUCUGGUGUUUCCUCAAGCCACGCAGCAUCGUGAUCUUUCCUCCUGGAGAAUCUGACCUCACGUCCAGAAUUGUGAAAUAUUCCGAGAAUUAUCUUGGCUACGAGAGAAACCAGCAUAAACUGAAGAUGCUAACACUGGGACAGUUAUCUCCCUUGGACAUAAAGAGUGCGCACAGUGUCAGACCUGGGUCAGUUGUGAUGAUUUUCCCCAGGACCAAAAAUCAAGUAAACAUAGAAAUUUCUCAACUCAAUGUAAGCUUUUCCCUCUCUGUUGAUAUCUCAAUGACUGUUCACAGUCUUAAAAACUGUGUCAGGAAGAAGCAAGGGAUUCCUAUUGGCAGACAGGAACUGUUAUUUAUGGAACAAGCCUUGGAGAACAACCGUCGUUUGCUUGAAUACAAGGUAAAGAAUAGGUCCAUUUUGCACCUCAUGAUUCAAGCUCACUUUGAUCUGCUGCUAAAAGUGGAUACAUUCUGGGGAAUCAGCUACAGAUUUUAUGUUGACCCAUGCAGCACAGGAACUGAUGUGGUUCAUAAUGUGCUCCACAGAACUUUCAGCCCAAAAGGUCUGAAAGAAUACAAUAGCAUUCAUGAGUUCCUAAUUCCACUCCAUACUCUAAUGUUGAGUCACCGAUCCAGGCUUGUGCAAUGGGACCACUGUCUUGCAGGAAUGGGCAUCAAAUGUGGCGACACACUUCUACUGACCACUGUUGUACAACAAAACAAUAGGAAAUUCCAGAAUAUCUCCAUCACCACAGAGAGUGGAGAGAAUUAUGAGGUCAAAGCCUCGAGGUAUGACAGAUGGUCAGUGGUAGCAUUUCUGUUGCAUGGUUUGACUCACAUUCCAGUAGAUUUCAUUAAACUUUAUAAAGACAACCAGUCUCUCGACUUGUUAAGACCGAUUGGUGAAGUUGCAAAAGGUAACUCAAUUGUAAUGAACAUUGUGAUGACACAUGUAGAUGGGGACCUCAUGUUUGGGGUACCUCUACGAAUAAGUCUAGGUAACGGAAUCAUUGAAAAUGUGAAAAUUGCUGCUAAUAAGUCUGUUAGAAGUAUAAAGAAAAGACUUGAACACUUGGGAGUUCCUAAUGCUUUGCAAUAUCAACUGCUUACUGAUGAAAACAAAAAACUUCCAAACAGUAGCAUAAUCCAGAAUGUUGUGUAUGAUUUGAAAACACCUUUCUCCUUAAAACUGGAAGAUUUUCCUGUGUUUGUUCAUACUCCCGAUGGAGUCAUUUACAAAACUUAUACCUCAGUGAUGCAGAGUAUUGGCCAUUUUAAGCAAAAGAUGCAGAUGAAGUCUGGAUUCAAUAUGGACAGAUGUCGUCUGAUUAUUGCAGGAGAGGAACUCCACGAACAUGACUCAGCAAUUCUCUAUGAUGCUGGUGUAAGCUUAAGAACCUCAAUAUUUGUCAAACUAGACAGUCAGUAUGAGCUCUUCAAUGUUCUAGGGAGUUCUUCUGCCAGCAGUAUUAGUAUUCCAUUCAAACCCACAACUUCUGACAUUGAGAGAAACUUGAAGAACAAUAAGAACAUUCCAGAAGGCAGCUACAACUGUCUUCUGACCUUCGUGUACUGGUUCUUUGUGCACAGAAUAGUGGACAAAAACAAGGUUUCUCAUCGAAAGCAAACAAAGAAACGUUUGCCAAAAGCAAAGGGGAAGUUGUUUCCAUUUACUUCCACAGCUGGUAACCUUCAAGACAUUUAUCCAAAUGGUGCUCAAACUUUGUCUCCAAUUUACUUUCCUGACAUUAGUAGUCCAAAAGCAUUACCCAGAGUCCAUCAUCACAUUAGGUCCAAAAAAUCUCCUUCCUUUGAACCUACUCAGUUCUUGGCUGCUGCAACAGCUCAAGGUUUGCAACCGAGCUCCUCAGAUCCAGUGGCCUUGAGUUGGCACCACUCCCAGGUGGUUCCAUUUCCUGACAUUCACCACCUUCCUAACAAACCAAAAGCAACAUCCAUUGCAUGGGUCCAGGACUAAAAAGAAGGCUCAACCUAAUUUGAUCCAGACAAAAAACAGUUGACUUAUCUUUAUUCUGAUGGUGAUACAUAAAUGGAGACCCCUAAUAAAGAAACAGUGGCUUAGACCCUUACCCUUACACUAAUAAACAUUUCAUUUUAUGUUGUCUUACUCAACCGAGUCUAUUGAUGUUUUAACUACUACAUACAAAAAAAUGUUAACAAAAAUAUUGCAGAAACAAUUGCAAUUUUCAGACAAAGUUGGGAGUACUUCUUCAUCAAAAUCAAAAUGUUGCAUUUUAUUUGGCACAAAAAGCAUGUUUUGCAAGCAAUUUGUUGCAGACAAAAAAAAAGUUCAUAAAUGUACUGAGGAAACUUGAUACAGUUUGACUACAUCAAUAUAGGGAUAAAGGACAAGGACUGCCCCUGUGCAUUUAAGAAGAAAAAGUGUUAGAAAUGAAACAAUAAUUUAAUCUUAAACUGUGUGAUCAGGAUGAGGGGUUCAGAAAAUUGAAGAUUAAAGGACUGAAAAAAAAAUGUUAUUAACAACAAGAAAGAAUCUGGAAUCAUAGAGUGCUCUGAGACAUUAAGAAUAAAUUACAUUGAAGGUUAUAAUGGCAGGUGAUGGCAAUCCAAAUAUUCGAUGCUUUGCGGACACAAUUACCGUUACUUAUAAUCUUCAGUUGAACUGAUAAAUGAUGGCUAAAUAUUCUUUACAAUAUAAAUAUUAUUAAGUUGAUAACAAAAGCAUCAAUAUAAUCAGAUUGGUGCUCCGGUAGAGUGGGAAACUGUUACUGGAAUUAAUUUCUUUAUUUUUAAAGAAAAGGGUGCAGUGUUC
Magallana angulata is the source of this 4038-nucleotide messenger RNA. RefSeq lists its product as uncharacterized. The coding region runs from base 994 to 3222 and encodes 742 amino acids. Gene Ontology annotation, biological process: protein ubiquitination; modification-dependent protein catabolic process. The transcript has 2 exons. The record is from RefSeq and is a predicted model, not a curated record. Gene Ontology annotation, molecular function: protein tag activity; ubiquitin protein ligase binding. NCBI's taxonomy places the organism in Eukaryota, Metazoa, Mollusca, Bivalvia, Ostreida, Ostreidae. Gene Ontology annotation, cellular component: nucleus; cytoplasm.